CUCUCAAGAUACUCUAUCUGAUAAUCUUUCCUAUUAUUCUCCUGUUGAUUAUCAUUACUGCGGCCAUGUUUCUGAUUCGCAGGAUCAUCAUCAAGGCAAGAUUAGAUCAACAAAGUGGAGCUAAUGGACCAUUGCAUUAUUUCCCUAUAUUCCUGUCACGACUUUCUACAGUGACAAACUUGCUUAUAAUGGGAUCUCGAAAUAAUACCAGAGAGAAUCUGUCGAUGGCAGGCAUUCCUGAUCCAUGUCGUGGUAGGGAUAAUCAUUCGCAUGAAACACUCCAUUCCCAAGAUCUUAUAAGAGCACAUGACCCUUGUCCAAGGCCAUCGUCUCAUACCCACACAGUGUAUGCAGCCAUUAAACUGCCAGAAAUGAAACAGGGAGGACAUUCCCCAAAGCAAAAACAAAAAAGUGGAUAUCCAGACAAUGGCUUGGAAACAUCCACAGUAACCUAUGCCACUCUGGAGUUUAUGGGAAAAAAUGAGCCAGCAAAAAGAAAACCUGAAGGUACUGAUGAUUCCGCAGUCUAUGCAACAGAAUCAAAAAAUAAACACUCAAAGAAUUCCCCAUCCGAGCCAUCUGAUUAUGAGAAUGUUUCUUUUACGGGUGCUCCUAAACCUCUAUUCACAAAUAUAGACUGGAAUUCUGAUACCAGUGAAGAAGACGAAAUGGAUUACGCCAGUGUGUCUUGUUCUGCCAAGCCUAAAUAUAAGCAGAAGUGUCCUAAUAGCAGUUCAAACUCUGAUGAAGAGGACAAAACUGUAUAUUCUGCCAUAAAAAUAUAAUUAAUGCAAGGAGCAAUAGUGUGUUACCAAGUGAAGUAUUAAAUUCUUAAUCUGAAUUUAACUUGAGCAUUAUGUACAAUUAUGUUGAACUGAAAAUGAAUAUGUAAUUGUAUUGAAAUGAUAUGAUAUGAUAAUUACAAUGUAAAUAUUUUGACACAAUGCUAGCUUGCAAUACUUUGCCAUUCAUGUGAAAGAUGUGUCAGUCAUGGAAGUCAUGCAGUAUGUUUUUAUAUAGCAUGUUAACUUUCAUCAAAGUGCCUUCCACUCCUCUUUUUUUGUAAAGUGCCAUUACAAUAAGACAAUAUUGGAAUGUUUUGAAUUAUGCUAUAAAGAUAUUAUUCCUUUGUAUGUAUCACUCAGAUGCCAUAUAUUUGUCUGAUGAACUCAAUGGUGUGAGCAUGGAAAUAUACUUUAAUGUUUCUGUAAUUGUAACUUUAGUAGCAAACAAGCUGUAAAUUGCUUGUUUCGCAUUUGAACUGAGCUGAGAAAGAGAAUCAUGUUUAUGUGUUAUGAUGCAAGUGUUAUUGUGUGAA
Myxocyprinus asiaticus (Chinese sucker) is the source of this 1318-nucleotide messenger RNA. RefSeq lists its product as uncharacterized. Lineage: Eukaryota; Metazoa; Chordata; Actinopteri; Cypriniformes; Catostomidae. The coding region runs from base 66 to 785 and encodes 239 amino acids. The transcript has 7 exons. The record is from RefSeq and is a predicted model, not a curated record.